AUGGCCCGAAUCGAUCACGACCGUCCGCUCCUCGCCCCCGACCCCCCGACGCCGCUCUCCGAUGCCAUUUCCGCGAAGCCCAGGGGCGGGGCCCGGGUGCUCUGCUUCAUCCUCCAGACCUUCGUCAUGGCCGUCGCCCUCGCGCUCUUCUUCCUAUUCGCUGGGGUCGCCGCCGUCGUCCUCCUCCACCUGUGCGUCGCUGGACGCGCCUUCCGUCGCCGCCGUAGCGGCCGCCUUUAUUCGGUCGCGGUCUACGACGCCCCCGACGCUGCCCCUGUGCCCGCCGGCCUCUCGGCCGCCGAGAUGAAGGGGCUCCCGAUGUUCGAGUACUCCGUCAUGUCGGCGUCCUCCCCGUUGCGUCCGCCUAUUUGCGCGGUGUGUUUGGAGGGGUUCAAUGAGGGGGAGAGGUGCCGAGCUCUGCCCCCGUGCGGGCACGUGUUCCAUGCCCCCUGCGUCGACGGGUGGCUCGUGAGGUCGCCGGGUUGCCCGAUCUGCCGCGCUCGCAUUGGCGCGACAGCGUCGGAGCCUUCGAUCGGCCGGACGGCCGGUGGGGUGGGUUCGAUCGGUGGAUUUUUGUAA
This is a messenger RNA of Musa acuminata AAA Group (dessert banana), 579 nucleotides long. RefSeq names its product RING-H2 finger protein ATL56-like. The transcript has a single exon. NCBI's taxonomy places the organism in Eukaryota, Viridiplantae, Streptophyta, Magnoliopsida, Zingiberales, Musaceae. The record is from RefSeq and is a predicted model, not a curated record. The coding region runs from base 1 to 579 and encodes 192 amino acids.